GUUGUUGUUCUCGGCGGGUCUCUGAUUGGACAUACCACAAACUCGCUUUAAUAUCAGACGGCACAAUGCCUAAUGAAGGGCAAAAAAAGAAGAAUGCUCCCGAGGAGCAAGUUCUUGAGAAAGACGAGACUGAGAAGAGGCUAGAAAGCCUACUCUUUGGUGAUGGCGAUGGCUUUCAGGACGCAUUGAAGACCGGACAAGAUAUCAAUCCGUUGGCACUUACGACUGUGUCCGAUGAGAGCGCAGAUGAAGCGGAGGAAGGCCUGAGAGACGAGGAUUUGGAUGAGAUGGACGAUGCAGAUCUUUUCUUCCUUGAUUCUGGCGCUGGUCCGGUAUCUACGGAGCUAGAGUCCUCCGCUACACCCGCUGAAGUCGAAGAUAAGGACGAGGACGAAGAUAGUCUUCCCGCACUGUGGCACGAUAGCGACGACGAGCGCAUUACCAUUUCUUUGGCUGGGAACAACAGACUGAGGAAACUGCGUGUCACUGAGUCGGAAGAUAUUAUUAGUGGGAAGGAGUACAUCAGGCGACUUCGCCGGCAAUAUCUGCAGCUACAUCCGACGCCUGAUUGGGCGAAACCUAAUUCGAACAAGCAAGCGGACGAGAACGAAGAUGAUUCCAACUAUGAGGAUGAGAUGGAUACAGAUGAAGAGGGGGAGAUAUCCGCGCAGCCGUUGGCGAAGCUUUUGCAGGGUAUUGAUUUCACGAAGAUUGAGACUGAGAGCGCAACGGGCGGUCGUCCGAAGCUGCGAAAGGAAGUCAUUAGUAUCCAACGAUUAAAGGAUAUUGGGAAGGACCAGCCGUCUGCUGUCACCUCACUCACCUUCCACCCUCAUUAUCCAUUGAUCCUCUCCUCAGGCCCAGCAUCAACACUCUUCAUCCACCAUGUCUCCCCCGACGCCCCAAGCCCUCACCCACUCCUAACAUCUCUCCACAUUCGCCAAACGCCCAUCAGCACCUCGGCCUUCUCCCCGGACGGACAUCAGAUCUACGCGUCCGGUCGCCGUCGCUAUUACCACAUCUGGAACCUCAAUUCCGGCAAAGUUGACAAGGUUAACGGCUCUGCCGACCGCCGCGAGGAACAGAAAUCUAUGGAACGCUUCAAGCUCUCCCCCUGCGGCCGCUUCAUCGGUCUUGUCGGCUCAACCCGUAAAGGCGGCGGUGUCAUUAACAUCCACAAUACCGUCACAGCGCAAUGGAUCGCGCAGGUUCGCAUUGACGGCCGCGGCGGCAUAGCGGAUUUUGCAUGGUGGUCAAACGGUAAGGGUCUUACGGCAGUGAACCUCAAUGGCGAGGUGUCCGAGUGGGACGCUCAACUCAACCGCAUCGUCGCGCGCUGGAAGGACGCGGGUGGCGUUGGUACAACCGUCCUUCGUCUCGGCGGCUCAACGGAGAAUGACUCUCUUGGUGGAGACCGCUACGUCGCUAUUGGCAGUAAAUCGGGUAUUGUCAAUAUUUACGACCGCGUGCAGUGGGCGGUAAAUUACGCCUCCCUCCUCUCGAAGGGAGACACAUCAACCGCUAUUUCUCGCAAUCCUGAACCUCUGCGUGCUCUCGAUCAGCUUGUCACAUCUAUCAGCCACAUCGAGUUUGCGCCAGACGGGCAGUUCCUUGCCAUGGCGAGCGAAAUCAAGAAGGAUGCGCUGCGUCUGGUACAUCUGCCGGACUGCACUGUGUACCGGAAUUGGCCGACGCAAAGCACGCCGCUGGGACGGGUUACGUCUGUGGCUAUCUCGCCAAACUCGGAGUACCUUGCUGUUGGGAAUGAUCGGGGGAGGAUCAGGUUGUGGCAGAUCCAGGGGUAG
Molecule: messenger RNA, 1805 nt
Organism: Aspergillus nidulans FGSC A4
Lineage: Eukaryota; Fungi; Ascomycota; Eurotiomycetes; Eurotiales; Aspergillaceae
Product: WD40 repeat domain-containing protein
Exons: 3
Coding region: 66-1805 (579 amino acids)
Biological process (GO): endonucleolytic cleavage to generate mature 5'-end of SSU-rRNA from (SSU-rRNA, 5.8S rRNA, LSU-rRNA); endonucleolytic cleavage in 5'-ETS of tricistronic rRNA transcript (SSU-rRNA, 5.8S rRNA, LSU-rRNA); endonucleolytic cleavage in ITS1 to separate SSU-rRNA from 5.8S rRNA and LSU-rRNA from tricistronic rRNA transcript (SSU-rRNA, 5.8S rRNA, LSU-rRNA)
Cellular component (GO): nucleolus; Pwp2p-containing subcomplex of 90S preribosome; small-subunit processome
Source: RefSeq, a predicted model, not a curated record